Molecule: messenger RNA, 2297 nt
Organism: Rhineura floridana
Lineage: Eukaryota; Metazoa; Chordata; Lepidosauria; Squamata; Rhineuridae
Gene: NOL9
Product: nucleolar protein 9
Exons: 12
Coding region: 16-2121 (701 amino acids)
Biological process (GO): cleavage in ITS2 between 5.8S rRNA and LSU-rRNA of tricistronic rRNA transcript (SSU-rRNA, 5.8S rRNA, LSU-rRNA)
Cellular component (GO): nucleus
Molecular function (GO): polynucleotide 5'-hydroxyl-kinase activity
Source: RefSeq, a predicted model, not a curated record
CCGGAAAUCCAAGCGAUGCAUCCCUCUACCUUUCUCCCCCCGGAGGAUUCUAUGCGCCUCCACGGCCUAACGUCGGUCCCGUCUCGCGAUGUUUCGGGGCGGGAGUCUCGUGAGAGGCCCGUCAAGGUGCGCAUGCGCGUGAGCGAGCGGUCGCUGUGGAGGCGAGGGCCGCCGCUGAUGGCGAGCCGCCGCUUUUCCCCGGCUGGCUUCCUCAGGCGGCAGCGGUGCCGGCGCCAACGACGCCAGCGGCGGCGGGCGGCGGCGGCCCUGCGGCUCCAGCCUUUCCCGCUGGCGAAGGAGCCCUCCAAGGCCGGCGCCCCGAGACGCUGCUCCGACGGGCUCUGCCCCGCGCUGCCGGCGCCGCAGGAAUCCUCGGCCGGGAGGGCGGUGACGGCAGCGGAGGUCAAGGAAGGCGGCGCCGUGCUGCUUUUGCCUCGGGGCCAGACACUGACGUUCACUGGCAAGUGUUGUCUGACGUGCCUGUAUGGCUCUGUGCAGGUGUUUGGGUUCAACGUUGUUCCAGAUCAGCCCCCGUAUCAUCUCUUUUCACCCUACUCCCACUGUGCCCUCACUAUUGAAGCUGUAGCCUAUAAAGAGCCAGAAAAAUCUGGGAAAGAGAUGAAAACAGAAGCAAAGUCCAUUCUCAGAGCACAUCUUGUGCCCCGAAAUGCAAGAUGCACACUGAUGAAAAACUUUGUUCCCCAGUGUUCCAUGGUUUUGUUGGAACAUCUGGACACUCCAGUGACAAGGUUCAUUCACAGCCACUCAAGUUUCUCCCAUAUUUUCAGAGCAAAGAGACAAAAGGCUCCCAGUUUCACUCCAGAGGAUGCGGUGCUUGCUUCUACUGGCACUGGGAAGCAGGAUCCAAGGAGUGGCCUGCUGACAUCGGAGAGUACACUUUCAGCAAUCGAGGAGUUAGUCCAAGCAUGCCAGGAGGAGGAUGAAGGCUGUCCUAUUGUCCUAGUGUGUGGCUCCAAAAGUGUUGGCAAGUCAACUUUUAAUAGAUACCUGAUUAAUCUUCUGCUGAACCGCCUGCCGUGCAUUGAAUUUUUGGAAUGUGAUCUGGGACAAACAGAGUUCACGCCCCCUGGGUGUGUUUCCCUAAUUAAUGUGACAGAGCCACUUCUGGGUCCCCCAUUCACUCACCAGCGUACACCACGGAAAAUGGUAUACUUUGGAGAAACCAGUUGUGAGCAGGAUACCGAAAGAUACAUUGAGACGCUGAAAUAUGUGUUCAGUGCCUAUGAGAGAGAUGUUCCCCUGGUUGUCAACACAAUGGGAUGGGUGAAAGGUACUGGGUUGCUGCUUUUGAUUGACAUUCUUCGACUGCUGGCGCCUAGUCAUGUAGUUCAGAUCAGUGCAGAAGACUUCAAGGACAUGCCGCGGCUAUCCCAGGAGUAUAUCCGUAGCGCUGCUGGCCUACAUACGAGAGGCAAAGUGCCCCUCCGAUGCAAGAGCCUGAAUGGGACAGAGGACUCAGAGCAGUGCGGAGCCAAAGGAGGCUUCCACAGUCCACGUCUUGGCCAUAAGUUGCUCUGUGUCCAGCCAGAGUUCCCCGGAGCCGGGAAUGCUGGCACUGGGCGAACCCAUAGCAGUGUCCUACGAGACAUGGCAGUCUUGGGCUACUUGGGCCAGUUGCAGCCCCCAGACGUGGAAUCUGGGCUUCCUCUACACAGUCUGGUGCCCUAUCAGGUACCCUUCAAUGCUGUUGCCCUCAGAGUUAUUCAUGCAGACGUUGCUCCUGCCCACAUCUUGUAUUCUGUCAAUGCCAGCUGGGUUGGCCUCUGCCAGGUACCAGAUGAGGUUCCAUGUAGAGCUGAUGGGCCAGUUUUGUUGACGCAGACUCCCAUCUGCAAUUGCCUGGGCUUUGGAAUUGUCCGUGGGGUGGACACAGACAAGAAGCUUUACUACAUUCUGACUCCAGUAGCUCCGGAGAAUUUGCGACUAGUGAAUUGUUUGCUGAUUGGAAAUAUCACUGUUCCUAAUUGCGUCUUCCUGAACCAAACGGGGAUUGAAGGGGAGAUGCCCUAUGUCACGUCGGAGUAUAACUAUGACAUUUCAGGCGCUGGGAAACUGAAACGGAAGAAGCACCUCAGGAGGAGAGAGCAUAACUGGCCAUGAGCUCUAUUUUACAUCCUCUGCAGUAACUGAUCAGUUCAGAGGACGUGGCGUGCUCUCCGGGGAGAGCAGUUACAGUAUUCAUGAUUGAUAGUGUAAUACUUAUCCGCAGUCAUGCUUUUGUUUAUAUUUGUGUAUUUUCUUUAUGACUUGAAACAUUAAACAUUUGGCAUAAAAUG